Molecule: messenger RNA, 567 nt
Organism: Cylindrotheca closterium
Lineage: Eukaryota; Bacillariophyta; Bacillariophyceae; Bacillariales; Bacillariaceae
Source: the annotation of a GenBank genome assembly
AUGGUGCAACAAGCCGAGGGCAACCUUCCCGAAGAUGAAGAUCAAGAUCUCAAGGGACAAGUAACCUUCAAAAAAGGCACACCGGGUGGCACUUGCAGAGGUGGGGAACGUCAGGCAGCUCAAGUACAGCGACUAAGAAGAGCCACUGCCCCUGCAAUUCAGAGGGAACGGCUUCGCCAGCAUGCAGCAGCAAACAAUCUACAAAUUGGACCAAUUGCUAAACAACAUUUGGAAACAUUCUAUGCAAGGGCCCCCAAAGGCACAGAGCUUGCGAUUCCGACAGAUGCGACAACCCGCCAAGCCCAAGCACUUGAUCGCAACCAAGCGCGAUUGCAGAAUGAGGAUGCUCAGGCUCUAGCCGAUCGCAACUGUGUGUAUAGGCCUGUCGAAAUUGAGCUAUUUGGUGGUACCAAGGCCAUGAUUUGUAUGAGCAUUGUAUUGCUCGGUCAGGCUCUUUCACUUCCAAACCAUGAUUGCUUCCACCAAGGCAUCUACAACAAGUAUACACAUCCAAUUCUUCCAGACGGAGCUGACAUGGAAGAUGUAGAUCACCAUAAUCAAGACUAG